Molecule: messenger RNA, 906 nt
Organism: Colossoma macropomum (tambaqui)
Lineage: Eukaryota; Metazoa; Chordata; Actinopteri; Characiformes; Serrasalmidae
Product: serine/threonine-protein kinase pim-3-like
Exons: 7
Coding region: 1-906 (301 amino acids)
Biological process (GO): negative regulation of apoptotic process; protein autophosphorylation; regulation of mitotic cell cycle
Cellular component (GO): cytoplasm
Molecular function (GO): ATP binding; protein serine/threonine kinase activity
Source: RefSeq, a predicted model, not a curated record
AUGUCAGUCAGUGACACCUUUGCCUCUCGUUACGUUACUGGGGAAAAAUUAGGUGAAGGAGGCUUUGGAGCUGUCUACGAGGGAAGACGCGUUUCUGAUGGCUUGCAGGUGCUCUUAGCCUUUCAGCCAGGAGAUGAAGAAUUUGUUCAAAGUCCUGUUGAACCCAAGGCUGUGCCUGUGGAGGUGGAUCUGUUGCAGAUGAUGAACCAGCCACCCAUCUGUAAGAAUAUAAUACAGCUCAUCGAGUGGUUCGACGAGCCUGACCACUACAUACUAGUCUUGGAGCGCCCAGAUCCUUGCAUGGAUUUGGAGAGCUUCACUGAUGAGUUUGAAGGUUCCAUUGAUGAAGACAGAGCUUGUGCCAUAAUGCUCCAGGUACUGGAGGCAGUGUGCCAGUGCUGCAAGAGAUGUGUCUUCCACCGGGAUAUCAAAGCAGAGAAUUUAUUGAUCAACAAAGACACCUCAGAUGUCAAGCUCAUUGACUUCGGCUGCGGAGAUUGGAUCAGGAAAACUGGUUAUAAGGAAUUUGCAGGCACACUUGAGUACCGCCCUCCUGAGUUCCUUCUCGAGGGGAGGUAUCAUGCCAAACCUGCAACAGUUUGGUCUCUAGGUGUCCUACUGUUCAGGUUGGUUUGUGGAUACCUUCCCUUUACCCUGGACGAGGAAAUCAUUGAUGGGCUUCUGUACUUCAAAGAUGGCCUAUCCAAUGAAUGCUGCAAUCUGAUUCGCUGGUGUCUGCAGCACAAGCCCACCAGGAGGCCUAAUUUGGAGCAGAUCAAGCUGCAUGAUUGGUUCAGGAAGAACUCAAUGAGAUUGGAAUGCCCACCGCAUCCGGCCUUCGACAAACACAAACAUACCAAGGGGGACACCUGCAUCUUCAGCCCCAUGCAAGGCCAAACCUGCUAG